Molecule: messenger RNA, 8087 nt
Organism: Salvelinus sp. IW2-2015
Lineage: Eukaryota; Metazoa; Chordata; Actinopteri; Salmoniformes; Salmonidae
Source: RefSeq, a predicted model, not a curated record
ACCUGGGCUGGGCAGAUUCCAGAUGCAGCCUCAGCCCUUCUCUCAGAAAGCCACUCAAACAACGUGGAUAAUGCAACGCUAUUGGUUUAAUUCAAAAAUUGCCUCUGAACUCUUGACAAGGACAUUUGGACUCAUAUAAUGAUUUGUUUACGGUAUUAGUUUGUAGGAAAAAGUAAAGGUGAUGCAGACAUAGGUUACCUCACCUCAGAGUGACGGUGGCCGAGUGAGAGUGUUAUUUUAACCGGGUCCUUGCUCAAAGUCGCCUCGGCAAGUUCCAUUUGACCGAUUCCUGGGAGAUUUGGAACGGAUUCAAUAACGAAGGCGUUAUCAUGUCUCAGACCCCAGAAGAGCACAGUACUGGUGUCUUGGGCCGGAUCGGGAGCUGGUUCUCCCCCUGGAAAGAAAGAGGGAGCCCCAGGAGUCCAAGUGACGAUGCCUCUCAGUCCCCGACGGAAGACCAGAGCCCCAGGCCAGAAGGAGAGGGGGCCCAGGAGGAGCCUGUGAGGGGAGAAAAGGAGCAGCAGAAGGAGGGAUUGAAUUUCCAGCCUGCCCAGCGGCAUCUCUCCAGGGUUUUUGAGGAGUGGAACGCGGCGGACGCCAGAUCGUCUACCCACAGGGACAGCCCCCUCUCUGCAGCCAGCAGCCACAGCGAGUGGGGAGAAGGAGGAGGUCCUAGGGAGGAGGAGUGGUGGAUUGCCUCGCAGGGAGAGGAAACGGAGGAGGAGGGGGGAAGGAGCAGUGGAGCGAGCGGGAAUCCUGCCCCGAAGAGGAAUGCCAGCCAUCUGACACGUGUGCUUUCAUCUGCCCUUGAAGAGGGAGUGGCCUGGGAGGACUCUGAUCGACAGGAACACACCCAGGCCCUGCCCCGAGCCCAAGUCCAGGCAGGCAAGAGGCUGCAUGUGUACCUGGAGGAGACGAGCCUGAGCCUGAGCCAGAACGGAACGGGCACCCACACAAAGCAGGAAGUGCCCCCCUCCAUCAUCACCACCAGGGUGAAGAAAAGAAUUCAGGGGGUUUCCAGAGCAAAAUCAUCCAAGAGUGUUGACUUGUCAUCAGAGAACACAAAUACAAAGGAGAGGACCGAGGAGCGCAAAAGGAUUUGUCUCAAAGCUGCUAUAGGGAUCAAAGGUCAUAGCAGUUACAGUGCCCUGGUGGGAGUGUCACUGAAGUCCCCCAAAGAGACACAGACGAGCUCACAUACCAUCCCUGAGCUCUCUGGUGAAGAGGAGUCAGACAGAGACACAGACACGAUGGGCCGUAAGAACUCAGGCAGGAGGCGGUCCAGGAAGAACUCCUCYGGAGACGGAGGAGGAGCCAGUUCUCAGGAGAAUACGCCCACCAAACYCCAGCCUGGAGCCGAGAACUCACCUACAUCAUCAGAAUAUAACACACCUAAACCUGGAGACUCCACCCCCUCCUCUUCUAAAGACAAACAUGCUUCAGUUCCCCAAAAAAUACGCAGAGGGAAGGAGAGGGAGGAAGCCCAGGGGGACCUAGACGCACCAGUACACGCCACCCUGGUGGCCGUGGUGGACGGGGAAGGGGACAUGGACGUAGACGUGGUCGACAACACUAGCCCGUGCCGGGUGGAGAGGCGCACGGAGAGCGCCGAGUCCAAACGCCGGAGCAUGAAGGUGUCGCACAGCGAGGUGAAGUUCUUUGCGAAGAAAGUGAUGGUGAACUCAGAGAAGCCACUGAGUCCAGAGGGAGAUGAAGAACACAUAGCCGUGAGCUUUGAGAAAGGAGGAAUGGCUACAGAAAAGGUCACGGAGGGUCAUGAUACAGCUAAGGGAAAGGGCAAGGUGGAACCGAAGGUGGCCAAGAGUCACAGACCACCUGAUUUAAAGAAAGUGGACGAGGAAUCCAAGACUCCUCAGCCUAUUGGGCGGAUCGCAGAUAGGAUCAGCCUUUUCGAGGGGAGAGCGAUGGGGGUUGCCAGUCCCAGUAAGACUUACCCCAGGAGUGCAGAUGUUUCUCCCACCAGGAAAGUCACAGAGCAGCUCAUAACAAAUGUAAACAGAGAGCUCGGGUUGCCAGAUCAGCGGGAGAAAUCGGUGGAACGUGGCGAUGCCAGGUCCAGCUCGGCCCCCCCUGUUCGGGAUAAAUUAAAAACGAUACGGGAGCGGGCGAGGAACUUUGCAGAGGCUCAGAAGAUGGAUGAUAAAACAAUGGUACCCCAAAAGUCCUCUAUUAUUGCAGGAAUACCUGAAAAUUCUACAGAUUUCCCUGCUUCUGCUGUGUCAAAGAUAACAAAACAGGACAUUCAGGGAAAACUGGCCAGCGGGGAAAAGACUCCUACUCGUGUCACUCCGAAGGCAGAGAUAACAUUGAAACCAGCGGAGCCAGAUACCACCCCAGUAGCGGUCAUGCCAGUUCCUAAAGCAGAUCAGACAGACUCCAAAACAAAGRACAAAGAGGCUACUGAAACAGUGGAGCUACCAAAGAGACCUACCAAUAUUGACCUAAAUACUUCAGUUAAAGGGGGGAGUAGCUCAGACUCAAGCCAGCUGACACCUCAGGUGGACUCAAUCAAUGAGGUCAGCCCACAAUCCAAAGCCAACAGCAGACAAAACUCCAGGUCAAAGAGACGGAAAAGCAAAGGAGGGGAGUCAGCCAAUCACCUGAGCUGUGACAUCAAACAGGAAGUGACAAACACUGAGCAGGAAGUGGUCAACAGCAAACAGGAAGAGGCAGGCACCACAAAGAAAAUGGCCACUGCGUUUGAGCAGGACGAUAAUACAGUUACAUCGCCACAAUAUAGUCAAUCUGUAGACGUAAAAUCAGAUGUUAAAAAAGAGUCUGUUAGAGAAAACAUACAGAAAGUAGUCAUUAAAAAGCCAGCACCCUCAGACAAGCAGAUUGAGUCAUUGUCAGAUGAAAAAGAWAAUUCUAACAAACUGUUAAAGGAAAAGACGCAAUCACCCACACCUCCAAACGUCAACAAAGACAAUAAAAUGGCUACCUCUGAUCCUAUCAGUGGAAGAAAGGGGCCCAAUAAUAAAAGUGUAGACAUUCUACCCUCACAGAGUUCCAAGGGAGAGAAGGCAGAGGGGGGAAGCUCUGAGACGACCUCUACCAUUAAGACAAAUCAAAAUGUUUCCAAGGACAACAACGAAACAUCACUGUCUUCACAUUUGCCUAAAAAAAAACAGACUCUUGUUCAAGACCCCUCUCGUGUGGAGCAAGGCUCACCUGUCCCACACGCUGAAGUCGACAACAGACCAAUGCAGCCUGAAAAGAAAGCGGUGGAAAUGGUAAAACAGCCUGAUAAAAAUACAGAUACAAAGUCAGAGAAGGAUUUGCCUUCAGGCAGUAGACAAGACACCCCUGAGAUAGCUGCUACUAAAGCUGUCCCACCCUCUGUAGCUCCUAUUAAACCUCCAGCCUCACUGACUCCUAUACAGCCUUCUCAGUCAGAUAAAACUGCCAGUGUUGUCACUCAGAUUGAUGAGACAGCGAUGGGAAAAGACAGUGAUAAAUGUGCAAUCGAGCCUCCUAAGGAAGGGUCGUCUACACGUGUGCCUGAGCAGAAAACAAAAUCUUAUCAUCAGGACCCUGUAUUAGAAAAGCAGCAAACCAAGGUCUCAAAGCAAACCCAGUCUGUAAUGUCAUCUGAGGUGAAGACAGAUAAACCUAUCCACGACACACCGACACACAGAGUGAGGCCUACCCCAGAACCCACCCCCUCAAUGCCUAGCACUACAGUGCCAGUAGUAGAGAAGGACACCUCUGUAAAAACAGAAAGCAAGGCCUCAAAUCCUACAGCGGUAGAUUCUACUCAGAAUCCUUCGGAGACCAAAGCCCCAGAAAAUACAAAGGGUCAGGGGGAGAAAGAACUACCUGGGCCAAAGCCGAAGAGCAGUGAGGGGCCAGGGCUGGAUGUUGGAAAGGAGAACUCCACUGUAAAGACCAUAGCCCCAGAGGUAAAGAAGCCAGAGGAUGUGAAGGAGUGGAACACUCUACCAAGCCAAUCACAGAGUGAGGACAGAGAAAAGACAGUGAUGUUGCCCAAUGGAAAGCUAGCAGAGGGAAAAUGGAAUGCACUUGAACAAAAGUCAUCUACUAGUAGUUAUACUACUACUGUGCAAGAAAGGACAGCUGAUGACAAGCAAGGAAUUGUGGUAACAAAUUCUACACCGGUUGUGAAUGUCGUUUUCCGCCCGGUAACACAACCCGAGACAACCAAUGAGAAAUCAAAAWUUUUCCCCAGUCCAGGCAAAGCUCCGAAGAUACUCUCUUCUACUGAAACCACUAAAAAACAGAGCCCAGUCUCUCCCCAACAUCCAUCUCUGAAUAAGCUCCCCUUACUGGGGGGCGGUGGCAGUGGCUUGCCCCUCCAACGCGACACCCCCUCCAGCUGGCUAGACGUGGACCAUCGCUUCCCCAAGCCGAAGCUCCUCCGCCCCGCUGAACCCAAGCUCAGCUCAUCGGUCAGCGAGAGCAACCUCUUGGACACGUCCGGAGAACUGGACGACGAUGACUUCAUCGAGAACAUAAAACGCCUUGGCGUGCCUUUCUCGUUGCCACCGCGGCAGAACCACCACCACCAUCCUCCCAAGCCACCGUUCGCAAUGCCCGCCAUCCGGGAGGACCGCUUCGAGAAGACCUUUGACCCAGAGGAGUUCCAGUUCGGCCUGAGGAAGAAGAGGGAGUUUUCUGUGGAGACGACACAGAGUCUUCUGCCUAAGCUCCAGAGGAACCGGGUCAAAGGGGAGCUGAAGCCGGCCAGGGCCAGCAUCACGGACCGGGACAGGGGCAGCAUCCUACUCAAGAGCCUCGACACCCGUUCCAGGCUCCUCUUGGAGAGGGAGAAGACCACCAUGGAGGAGGGCGAGGAGAAGAUGAAGGAAGAGGGCGGGGGGGAGGAGAAGAAAGAGGAGGCGAAGGUGGUGAAACCUCRUAUGUCACGCUUGGAGGGGAGCUGUAUCCUUAGUAGCCUGAACAGCUCCUCCACCAGGGGCAAGAGGCCCGGAGAUGGACCCCAGAUGGACACCACUCCGGGUGGGGAGGUGUCUCCCACCGAGGCCCCUCACCUCCAGCCCAGCCCUUCACCAGUCACUAAGCCAUCCCAGACUACCCCCACUUUCUCUGGGGAGCUCAGACAGGCAUUGGCCAAACAGCCCAGCCCUCCACCACCAGUCCCCCAGACUUCCCCCACUUCCUCUGGGGAGGCUACCAUCCAAAGUCGUAACCUGGGGAACAGGCCCACUGCCCAGACUGCUGUGGUCAGUGACUCAGCUUCUCCGUUCCCGUCCUUUAACGACAUCAAGCUGCCGGAGUAUUUAGAGAAGUACCUUCCUCUCCGAGAGCCUGCUGGGAAACUAGAGCUGAGCACAGGGCAGGAACCGCUCAACUCAGAGGUUAUUGGAGGGAUGAAGCCACUUGAAGGAGGUGGUAGAGGAGACUUGAAUAUCAGGCCUGRACUCCUAAUGCUGGAUGGAAGACCUCCGAGUCUUCCUCUGGUUCCUCCAUCCUCCCUACUCGAGGCCAUGGCCCCUCUGGCUGGCCCACUAGGGACUCAUACUGACCAUAGAGAGGCUGUGAAUGGAUUCCAUAGGCGACCAGGAAAGAUGGUGUUGUUUGAGCAUGACCAGCUUAGCGGCCAGGCUUAUGAAGUCUUCAGAGACAUGGUGGAUGCCACCCAGCUCCAACUGUCUCCCAGAAUUUUUGUGAAGGUGGUGAGAGGAUGCUGGGUGCUUUAUGAGAGGCCUGGGUUCGAGGGGCGUUCCAUUGCCCUAGAGGAGGGGCCUAUUGAGCUGACCAAUGUCUGGGCAGAUGCAGGGCCACCAGGUUCACACCCCCAUGUCGACAUACCAAUGGUCAUCGGCUCCAUCCGACUGGCUGUAUGGGACUACAGCGUUCCCCAUAUUGACUUGUUCACUGAGCCAGAGGGCCACGGCAGGCUAGCACCGUACCAUGACGACACAGUAGAGAUCAGCUCCUUCGGUAUCCCACAGAACACAGCUUCCAUCAAAGUCAACUCUGGAGUGUGGUUGGUGUUCAGUGACCCAGGGUUCCAGGGCCUCCUGGCGGUGUUGGAGAAAGGGGAGUACCCCUGUCCCGAGGCCUGGGGGUUCAACACACCCUUCAUCGGAUCCCUCAGACCCCUCAAAAUGGGUGCCUUCAAGGUGGAGAAUCCUAAUGAAGUCAAGGCUGUGCUGUAUGAGCGGCCUGGCUUUGAGGGAUCCUGUCUGGAGAUCGAUGGGGACGUGUUCUGUUUUGGAGAUGAAGAGACAUCAAACCUGGAGUCAAACAGACUGAAGUCAGUGGGCUCUGUGAAGAUCCUCAGAGGACUCUGGGUGGGGUAUGACCAACUAGGGUUUGAGGGUCACCAGUAUGUCCUGGAGGAAGGAGAGUACCUGGACUGGAGGGACUGGGGAGGAAUGACGGAUCAGCUGCUGUCUAUACGACCUGUACUGACUGAUUUCAUGUCACCACACCUCAAGAUGUUCAGUGAGAGAGACUUUGGCGAGCUGGGCGCCAACAUCGACAUCUUAGAGCCUAUCAUCAAUAUAGAGGACACCGGCUAUGGGCUGAAAACGCAGUCUGUCGACGUUAUGGGCGGAGUAUGGGUGGCAUUUGAGGAGGCAGGGUUCUCUGGAAAGGCGUAUGUGUUGGAGAAAGGCCUCUACGGAAGCCCAGAGGACUGGGGGGCCCUCAGCUCCAAGAUCACAUCCGUCAUGCCCAUCAUUCUGGAUAAUCUGGGAAAUUCCUCCAAGUUCAAGAUGCAGUUGUUCUCGGAGCCGGGGUUCCAGGGUUCUGUCCACAUUGUGGAGGACAGUGUUUCUUCCCUGCCACACAGCUUUUCCCUGGGUUCCUGCAAGGUGCUGGCUGGCAGCUGGCUGGCGUUUGAGGGCCAGGGCUUCACUGAGAGGAUGUAUGUGUUAGAGGAGGGGGACUACCCUGAUCUGAGGGCCAUGGGGUGUGUGGAGCCCAACUCCUCUGUCCUGUCCCUGCAGACUAUUGGCUUUGAGUUCUCGCUGCCCUCUGUCACCCUGUUUGAGAGGUCAGGUCUGCGGGGAAAGAGGGUGGUUCUGACCGACAGCUCGGUUAACCUGCAGCUUGCCGGAGGCUGCAGCCUGGUCCAGUCUGUCCUGGUGGAGGGAGGCAUGUGGGUGCUGUAUGAGGGGAUCAACUACCGCGGAGCUCAGAUUCUGCUGAAGCCCGGCGAGGUGCUCGAUUGGCGAACAUUCAGUAACUGGCAGCGWAUCGGAUCCCUGCGCCCACUGAUCCAGCGACAGGUGCACUUCCGGUUGAGGAGCCAGGAGGGCCUUCUAAUGUCUGUCACUGGGGAGAUGGAUGACAUCAAGCUGAUGCGUAUCCAGGCAACGGAGGAGAUGGGCGGAGUCGAACAGAUCUGGUUCUAUCGGGACGGACAUCUCCACUGCAAGGUGCAGGAGGAUUGCUGUGUGGCUCCGUGCAGCGUGGCCAUGACAGGCAGUCGUAUGGGCCUCUCACCUGAGCCUGGCAAACAACCCUCCUGCUGGAGCAUUACGCCUGAUGGCCUCAUCCGCUACACCGCCAGCCCCGACCUGCUCCUGGAGGUCAAAGGUGGUCAACAAUAUGACAGAAACCAGGUGAUUCUCAACGCGUUUGAUCCAAACAAACCCAACCAAAGAUGGACAGUGGAGAUACUCUGAGGUCUUGUUUUGAGAGGGAAGAACUAGGUGUAGUCUCUGAGGUGCAGUAUGAUGAGGGGCCUCAGCGCUCUGUGACGCAGCUGCAGCGUGGGCCCCAUACAAGCCUCAAGGACAAGAUGCCUCAGGAACAGAACAUUUGCUGCUGGAAGAGAAGCUUAUAUACAGUAUAAUCUUUCCUCUGCGAUCAACAUGGAAAAUAUAUCAAAUUUCCUGGAUAAUCUAUAAUAUCGCAUUACUUCUUCACGAACAAACAGGGACAAAACAAUAGUAUUCAUUACUACAUUAUGGGAAAAUGGACUCAGACUAAACUUGAAAUACUUUACCUACCCUUUAAUAUCUGAUAAUAUACGAGUUUGACAUUGUUGAUGAAUAUGUAUUUUUUUGACAUCUUAUUCCCUUCUGCCAUUGAUGUCCUUAUGUAAAUAAAUAUAAUAUGUGAUGUGAUUA